UCCGACGCCAAGGAGCUGACAAGAGAGCGAUGGCGCGGGCGGGAGUAACAGGGAGGGAGGCGGCAUCAAUGGAGAGCCGAAGGGGCGUGGCACGGCUCUGAGCGAGGCCUAAGCCGGCUGAGCCGGCGGCGCGGCGGCGGGCGACGAGCAGCGCGUUGAGAUAGGGCGGGGGAAGUUCUGGCAUGGACUGGAGGGGGAGGGGAGGGGAGGGGAGGGGAGGAGAGGGUGCGCGCGGAGCGAUGCAAAUGGCUAAUCCGGCCGGGGCGGCGGCGUGCGACUGUGCAGGUGAGCGGGAUCUCGACGGAGAUCUUCCGACAGAUUGAGACGGUGGAGAACGACCACGAUGCCACGACGGCGGCGGCGCUGGAGGCGGUGGAGCGGCGCGGCGAGAUGGUGGUGCGGCUGCUGGAGCCGCGGCACAUUGGCCGCGCCGCCUCCGAAGCGGCCAAGCGCUUCCUCGCCAUGCAGGACGCGAAGCACUCGGUGUUCCUGGUGGAGAUCGUGAAGCGGCCGGGCCAGACGCUGGGGCUGUACAUCCGGGAGGGCAACGGGCUGGACCGCUCCGACGGCGUCUUCAUCUCUCGCAUCGCGCUCGAGUCGGCCGUCUACAACAGCGGCUGCCUCAAGGUGGGCGACGAGAUCCUCGCCGUCAACAUGGUGGACGUGACGCACAUGAGCCUGGACGACGUCGUCAUCAUCAUGUCCAUCCCGCGCCGGCUCGGCGGCGUGAUGUCGCCGCAUCUGCCGCCGCGCGCGGAGCACAAGCCGCCGCCGGUGGUGGUGAUCAAGAAGGAGCUGCGCGAGGAAGAGGACGCCGAGGAGGCGGAGGAGGCGGCGCUGGUGGCGGCGGCGCGGCGCCGCGGCGGCGACGGACGGGAGAUGUCUUCCUCC
Messenger RNA from Gryllus bimaculatus (two-spotted cricket), 891 nucleotides. Lineage: Eukaryota; Metazoa; Arthropoda; Insecta; Orthoptera; Gryllidae. The record is from the annotation of a GenBank genome assembly.